Priapulus caudatus is the source of this 1433-nucleotide messenger RNA. RefSeq lists its product as uncharacterized. The record is from RefSeq and is a predicted model, not a curated record. The transcript is spliced from 6 exons. Lineage: Eukaryota; Metazoa; Priapulida; Priapulimorpha; Priapulimorphida; Priapulidae. Gene Ontology annotation, cellular component: membrane. Bases 33 to 1238 code for a protein of 401 amino acids. Gene Ontology annotation, molecular function: calcium ion binding.
UUGAGUUCCCGGCGCAGGGAGGUGUCCUUCAGAUGCCACAUGUCGACGUGCUCCGCGUCGACCCGUACGUCGGCCCGAUGGCUAUCGUCAUCAUCAUCGCCGAGGUCACCACGGUCAUUUUUCUUUUGUACUUCACCGUGAAAACGUUGAAGACACUCUGCAAGUUCAGGCGAGAUUUCUUCAGGGAUGUGUGGAACAUCGUAGAUAUCUCCGUGGUGCUGCUGGUCUUCACUUCCGUCAUCAUCUAUGGUUACCGCGCCGUGUUUGGCAGCCUAGCGCUGAGUCAGUUCCGCGAGGAUCAUUAUCAGUUUGUCAACUUCAUGAACAUGGUGUCCUAUACUGAGAUGUACAUCACCAUCAUUUCGAUCGUGCUGUUCAUCGCCACGAUCAAGUUGCUGCGUCUGCUAAGCUUCAACAAGCGCAUAGCCUCGUUCUCGCGCACGCUCCAGUACCUCAAGAAGCCGCUCGGAAACUUCAUGCUGGUCUUCUUGCUCUGUUACGUGCCGUUCUCCAUCCUCGCACACCUCGUCUUUGGACGGGCGGUGGCCCAGUUCGCCACCUGGCGGCAGUCGGUCAUAUCGCUGUUCUUGAUAGCGGGCACAUUGGGUGAGUUCACGUUCUCCCGCGCGUCGCGUCUGUUCUACAUGAUACUUAGUUCUAGAAGUCGUCGAAUUCUAGGUCUUUCACAUAGCGAAGAAGUAGUACGUGAGGCUCUGUACAACACUGUGUGUGUUCGACCCGCGUUACAUAUAAUACGCUGCGCCUGCCCGCUCUCACGUACUACUUCUCGCCACGUGAUAGACCUAGAAUUCGACGACCUAUACAAUACCAACCGCCUGCUCGGUCCCGUCUUCUACUUCAUCUUCUCACUCAUCGUCAACGUGCUCCUGGUCAACAUCAUUCUGGCGAUCGUCAUCGAGGCGUUCGCGCACACUCGCGAGGAAAUGCGACGCGAGCAGAACGAAUAUGAGAUCAUGCAGUUCAUGAUGAUGCGCAUGAAGGCAGUCAUGGGCCUCACCGUGCCCGACUCGAAGGGCGACCCGAGACACAUGUACGUCGAAGCUGUUGAUCCUGUCGAUGAGAAGUGUGACGAGAUGACGGAAAAGGUGGACGUCAUGAUUGAGAGGCUAAUGGAAUUCAUGAAGGCGACGCAGAAGGAGGACCUGGAUACGUACAAGGAGAUCAAUCUGGACGCGCCCGUCGAGCUCAAGCGCAAGCGCAUCAUCAUCGCCAACUGAUGGCUCGCUGUGAGAGUUGGGUGUCGCGGCCAUGUUGGCACGGUACAUAUAUGGUGGCCAUAUCAUCAAAUAGAAUCAAUCUUGUAGGUUCUAAGCGCACAUCGUGCAUUCACGCCGUGAGUUAUCUAAUCUUUUGUCGUCUUUUGUGAACACGCGACGGGAGUAGGCUCUGUCAGGUGUAUGUUAGAUGGCGUG